AGUCUCAACAUUGGAAGGUCUUACCAAUGAAGGGAAUACAAGCUGUGUUCAGAGAAAAUGGGAGAGAUGCCAGAUUGAUGAAGUUAAUAUUUCAAAUAUUUUUGGACGCGAGGGAAAUAGUGGAAGCAGUAUUAAAAGGAGGGUCGUUAAAGACAAAAGCCCAAUGGCCCAGCCAAAUGAAUUUGAGAGUAGCAGAAAGAGCGAGAAGGCUAGAUUUAAAAAGAAGUGGCAUAUUGGGCAAGAGGGCACGCAAAAGUUUGAAAACAAACACGCAAGAUAUCGGUCGUCACAAAUCUGACUUGCGCUGGUACCGCAAGAGGAUCGAAGAGUACGGUGAACGACAGUUUACGACAAGAUUAAAAGUGUGUGUUUACGCAACGGAGGUAUCAGACGAAUUUCUGGACCAGCUUGAAAACCGAGUUCGGAAAUUCGAACAACUUGAUGCCUUCCUGCACCUAUCUUCCUCGGCUUAUCUGGAGUACAUUGGCUGCAUGCUGGAUGUCAUUGAUUUGUUAAUUGCCUGUUCUUUAAAAAAUGUCAUGCUUCAAGCACUUUCUGGUAUCUGUCUGUUGACGUACAUGCUAAAUUCUCUUAUGCAUCCUGAAAAUCAGAAGAAAACUGAUCCAAAAAAUUACGUGAAGGAUAAUCGGUGCGUCAAAAACAGACUUUGUUUUCUGCGUGGGGCUUUUUUUGCUUCUGGGCAUGAUGCCUAUUUUGCGCACUCCUUUGAUCUUGGCCGAAUGAAGAUUGCUUUUCCUGCUGUGAAGAUCGUUGAGAACAACCUGCCUGGAAAUGUUCGGGUUUAUCCCAACCUGGAAAAACUGCCUGCUGGUACUCCGGCCGAAAUUGUUGAAGCUGUUAACAACCCCAAUGGUCUUCUACAAGUCUAUAAACGAGUAAAACCACAAGGUUCCAUGUUUGAUUUGGAUACCACUGGUCUUGUUGCAUCCUUUGGUGAUGUGUUUAAUCCAAACACCCAUCCUGUUGACUUGGUGUUCCGCCAGUACCAAGCGUUUAGGUAUGACGUGACGAACCCACUUGCUGUCUCUUCGGCCUUUGAUGCCAAGCAGAUUAUUUCCUAUCAUCGCUUUGGUACUCGUGCUGCCGCCUGGUUCUUGGUUCUGUUUUGGAAGGAGUAUUUCCAAAUUCUUGGUCAAGAUUUCGAAGGCUGUGAUAUCAAGACGCUUAAGAAAGGAUCUCGAAGCCAAAAAAUAAAAAUCGAUCCCCAUGACGUUGCUAGUGAUUACGAGCCGACCGCAUCAGUUUCCUCUAGAAUGCAGUUUUUGUUGCCUUUGGUGGGUAAAGGUAAAGUUGACACCAUUGAUUCGUACGUGAGAGGUCCGGAUAAUGAUCCCAGGUGGCGCUCCUUUGGCUCUCGGGCUUUCUAUCUGGAACUGUUUGCUUCGAAAAAGAUCCCCUACCCAGAGUUGAUCUACUUUCACGCAAAUCUGAUGGUUGGGUGUGCCUACAUGCUCCGGUACGUUCCAACGGCUACCCGUACACACUUUUGUAGAAAGGUCGAUGGUAAGAUUCUUGUACGAAAGUCAACGGCGUAUUAUGUGUUUCCUACGUUGAACGGUCGUGAUGACACGUAUACGUUUUUAUGGCAAUAUGUCAACAUGCCGUCUAUGCGUCUCAAAUCUGUUUCUACAAUAAAGCAGAAAGUAUCUCGUCGUUCUUUGUUGUCGUCUUCUGGCUCGGUAUCUGCUAAGGUCUCACGGCCAAGUUCUUCUGCGGCUCCUCGUGCUCGUGCGGUGGUUUCCUCGUCGGCUUCUUCUUCUGUGUCCGCGGUUAGUGCGGUACGAUCGACUGCCAGUACUUCUUCUGUUUCUGGAGUUGUUACACGGCACUUUUUGUCGUUUUGACUUAAGAUUUUUCAUUUUUUUUUUACUGCUUUUUGAACCUUUUUCUAUAAAAGGUUCCCAAAAAUUCAUAAUAAAAUAAUUAGUUUGUUCUUUACUUUAA
This is a messenger RNA of Mucor mucedo, 1965 nucleotides long. RefSeq lists its product as uncharacterized. The transcript has 3 exons. The record is from RefSeq and is a predicted model, not a curated record. The coding region runs from base 27 to 1865 and encodes 612 amino acids. NCBI's taxonomy places the organism in Eukaryota, Fungi, Mucoromycota, Mucoromycetes, Mucorales, Mucoraceae.